Messenger RNA from Strongylus vulgaris, 943 nucleotides. Lineage: Eukaryota; Metazoa; Nematoda; Chromadorea; Rhabditida; Strongylidae. The record is from the annotation of a GenBank genome assembly.
GACGUCAUACUGUGGUCGCUUUACCUGGAGACGGAAUUGGACCGGAAAUGAUUGAUCAUAUUAAAACGAUAUUCCACUUCAGUCAUGUAGUCUCUUCCGACUUGGUGCAUGGAGAUCUGGAGGCAGCUAUAAAGGCGAUAGAAAGGAAUGGAGUUGCAAUUAAGGGUAAUAUCGAGACAAAGCACGAUGAUCCGAGCUUCAAAUCAAGAAAUGUAGAGCUUCGCACCAGAUUAGACUUGUACGCCAACAUUCUACAUUGUGUCAGCAUCCCCACUAUACCGACACGACACAAGAACAUCGAUAUAGUACUGAUCCGCGAAAACACUGAGGGAGAGUACUCCGGCCUCGAGCACGAAACUCUUCCAGGAAUUGUGGAGAGUAUCAAGGUGGCGAAAGAGAUGGCAAAGGCAGACUACCCUCAAAUCGAGUUUGAAGCCAUGAUUGUUGACAAUGCAUGUAUGCAAAUGGUAGGUCGUCGUCUACAUAAGUUUACAACCCGUUCCUUAAGAGCUGAAAGCAUGUCCACCCAUAUGAGUUUGUCCGCAUUUCCUUGCUACUUCGAGCAGGAGUUUUCCAUCCAGCCUGAUAAAGUUCUGCUUGAAAAGGAUCGCCUUUUGAGGACUCAAAUAACUUUGCAGGGAACGCGAAAUACAGGAACAUCGUUGGCUGGUAAAGAUCUCGCUAAUCCAACAGCAUUCAUUAGGGCUAGUGUUGACAUGUUAAGGUAUUAUUCUGCGGUAAUCAGUGAAACUAGAAUGACGCAACACUCUUUAAGAUAUCUUGGCUGCGAUAAACACGCUAAUAUGAUCUCGGAUGCUUUGUGGAAAACACUGGUCGAGCAAAAGGUUCACACUAGAGACGUCGGAGGCACACAUAAGGCGUCUGAAGUGGUGAAGAUAACUCUCGAAAACAUCGAUAACAUGAUGCGACAGUUACGAUAGAA